Messenger RNA from Lindgomyces ingoldianus, 546 nucleotides. RefSeq lists its product as uncharacterized. The coding region runs from base 1 to 546 and encodes 181 amino acids. Lineage: Eukaryota; Fungi; Ascomycota; Dothideomycetes; Pleosporales; Lindgomycetaceae. The record is from RefSeq and is a predicted model, not a curated record. The transcript has 8 exons.
AUGAAAGCUGAGCACGCCAGCUACGCAUGCAAAGGUACCCUCAACGGCUCCUCCAGAUUUCUUGGCGAACGCGCGCUACCGAGAAGCAUUUAUGUGGCACGUGGUGGCUCCAUGGAUUUGAGUCUGGACACGGGCUAUGUACGCGGCAGAUAUUUAUCCUUGAAGCACGUUGAGGCGGCUGAGCACGAGUGGGAAGGCGGACUAAUUCCGCGUUUGGAAAAGAUGGUCACGGACCCAUAUGUCGGAUGGAUGGACGAGUGGAGGAACCGGAAAGCUGAUUGCUGGGGGACGUUGAUUGCCUUCAAAUUCCGAUCUACGGGGUGUAUGAAACAAUUUCGAUAUCAAAAUGCGGAAGGCAAAUACGUCAGGACAGGAAUGAGUAUUGAUAUUCCUCUCGGAAACCGAGCUUCCCAUUCACUUCUCGCUAAGCCUUUCCUUAACCGCACCCUCUUGCUAAAACCCAUUAGAGGUAUCAUGAGUAACGAAGGGGGCAAGGGGAGAACAAUGAAAAACCACUAUAGGGUACAUGAAGCGAAUGACAACUGA